Messenger RNA from Babesia ovata, 1059 nucleotides. Its product is annotated as apicoplast triosephosphate translocator APT1. NCBI's taxonomy places the organism in Eukaryota, Apicomplexa, Aconoidasida, Piroplasmida, Babesiidae. The transcript has a single exon. Bases 1 to 1059 code for a protein of 352 amino acids. Gene Ontology annotation, cellular component: Golgi apparatus. The record is from RefSeq and is a predicted model, not a curated record. Gene Ontology annotation, molecular function: antiporter activity.
AUGGAAGUCAAUCAGAAGAACGUUGACGCGCCAGAUGUUGCAUUCGCAAAUCUGCAUGAUGAGGAAUACGAACGCGCAUUGCCCGCUUCGGCAUUUCCUGAAAAACGCGGGAAAAGAACGUGGAUUAGUUACAUAGUGGGACUGGAUUGGUGGCUUAUCAUCGGAUUCUUCUUGUGGUAUGUGCAGAAUGCCUGUUAUGUGGUCUUCAACAAACUGUUUUUGAACGAAUUACCGUUGCCUUGGACGCUUAGUGCCUGCCAACUGCUAAUUGGAUGGUUCUUCAUGUUCUUAUUCUGGGGUUGCAACAUACGAGACAAGCCUAACUUCGACAACGUACGCAAAUUUUUUGUCACCUUUCUGCCCAUGUCGUUUCUUCAUUUUCUGGUGCACGUGUCUGCAGUUAUCUCUAUGGGUCUCGGGGCUAUAUCAUUUACUCACGUUGUGAAGGCGCUUGAGCCAGUGAUCACUGUUAUCUUAUCUAUGCUGUGCCUCCAUGAAUUCAUGAAUGUAUACGCAUAUCUUUCGCUCAUCCCAAUUGUUGGAGGAGUAGCCUUGGCAUCUAUAAAGGAAUUGAACUUUAGUCUUGGAGCAUUUUUGUUCGCCAUGCUUUCCAACGUAGCGGGCGCAAUGAGGUCCAUUCUUGCCAAGGUCACUUUAAAGAACAAAGCAGAAAUUGGGGAAAACCUUACGGCGAACAACAUAUACAUGAUAUUGACCUUGAUUGCUUCGCUCAUAUCUCUUCCUUUCUUGAUCGGCUUAGAGGCCCGUCACUGGAUCCCAGCCUGGACCAAGGCAACAGCAAAUAUGACGGAAAGUGAAAAGCUUUGGCUCCUUUUCUAUGGUUUCGCAUCUUGCUUUUUCUACUUCUUGUCAAAUGACAGCGCAUUUUACUGCCUGGGCCAAAUUAACCAAGUAACCUACUCUGUGGCAAACACUGCGAAACGUGUUUUGCUCAUAUCCUCAUCUAUUAUUGUCUUUAAAAACAAGGUCACUGGAAUGGGUUACAUUGGCAUGAUCUUCGCAGUUUUGGGAACAUUCGUCUAUUCUAUGGUCAAAUGA